This is a messenger RNA of Morone saxatilis (striped sea-bass), 2490 nucleotides long. It is a transcript of the gene pard6a, whose product is annotated as par-6 family cell polarity regulator alpha. The transcript has 6 exons. Gene Ontology annotation, cellular component: cell cortex; apical plasma membrane; nucleus. Gene Ontology annotation, biological process: regulation of cellular localization; establishment or maintenance of cell polarity; centrosome cycle. Gene Ontology annotation, molecular function: protein kinase C binding. Lineage: Eukaryota; Metazoa; Chordata; Actinopteri; Moronidae. The coding region runs from base 193 to 1470 and encodes 425 amino acids. The record is from RefSeq and is a predicted model, not a curated record.
UCACACAGGACGGCACGAGACACAAACAAAAGCGCGAGACCUGUUUUUUUAAACGAGUGUCGCAGGAAAACAGGACAUUACCGGACAGCUGAAAGGACCGCUGCGGCUCUAAACGCCUGCCGCUUUAUGUUUGGAUUUUCACCGCUUUUUACCCGCGGACAGAGGAAAAAACAACAAGCAUAAUUCCAGUGGAUGGUUUUAUCCGCAGUGCCUCAGCCGACCAGCCAACCGGGGAGCAGAAUGUCAAGACAGCAGCAGCACAGGACGCCGUUAAAACUCACCGACAGCGUAGUGGAGGUCAAGAGCAAAUUUGAGGCAGAAUACCGUCGCUUCGCUCUGAAGAGGAAUGGCCCAGGUGGCUUUCAGGACUUCUACCGCCUCCUCCAAACCAUCCAUCGUAUCCCCGGUGUCGAUGUGCUGCUGGGAUACGCCGAUGUCCAUGGAGACCUCCUUCCAAUCAACAAUGACGACAACUUCCACAAAGCAGUCUCGUCAGCCAAUCCUCUGUUGCGCAUUAUCAUAACCAAGAAAGAGGAUGAACCUGUCAUUUUUGCCACCAACUCCCUCCAGAGGCGUAAAAAGGGUCUGGGCUUAACCGGACUGCGCACCACUGGCUCAGGCUCCACCCACUCGAGGAACAAACCGGGCCUUAUGAUUGGCCUGCCACAGAACUUCAGACAGAUCUCAUCCAUUAUCGACGUGGACAUCCUACCUGAGACACACCGACGUGUACGACUCCACAAGCACGGUACCCACAAACCACUGGGCUUCUACAUCCGUGAUGGGGUGAGCGUGCGGGUGACACCACAGGGUGUGGAAAAGGUUCCAGGGGUGUUCAUAUCUCGUCUGGUACGUGGUGGGCUGGCAGAAAGCACAGGGCUGCUGGGAGUUAAUGACGAGAUCCUCGAGGUUAACGGCAUCGAUGUAGCAGGGAAAUCUUUGGAUCAGGUGACAGACAUGAUGGUGGCCAACAGUCACAACCUCAUUGUGACUGUCAAGCCAGCUAACCAGAGGAACAACGUGGUGCAUCGUGGGAGUAAAACCUCAAUGGGCAACUCUGGUUCCGUGGGCUCAGCUGGAUCUACCGGCUCGGCACCAUCACAUGACUCACCAAGCCCUGCCUCUCAGAGCAACCCCAUUACCGCAAGCAACAGCAUUGCAGAGGGCGACAGUGACGAUGAAGACGAUGAUGGGGACCUCAUUCUGGAGAACGACUGCCUGACGCCCUUUGACUCCCAACGGGUGACCAACAGCAACAACACUAACCUCAACAGAGACUCACCAAGCAACAGGCCGCACAACUCCACUGUGGUUAGGCCCCUCCCACAGAGCGUCUCGUUGCCCAAUAGCGUCGGAGCAACUCUGAGUGACACCUCUGUGACGAUGUCAAAUCACAACGGAAACCCUGCCCACACAUCUAGUAGCAGUCAAGAGAGCAUGAGAGAGGACGGUAACAUAAUAACACUGUAACCAAGACAACACUACACUGUAACAGUGAGGACUACAGAAUGUUACAACCAAGAGUGCUGUAACCAUGACAACUACAGAUGGCUGUGCUCUUUUGAAGGAUCUUCCUGUUGAUUCACUGAUAGUUUUUCUUUUUAAAGUGGACGGACCGCAGAGAUACAGGACGCAGGGGCCGGCUAGAUUCCUCCUCCCUGGAUCACGAGUUUCACAAUUUACAGGCAUAACAUCACUGACUCUUUAUAUGUCUGCUACAUCUGGCUGAGGUAACUUAUAGAGCUGAACAGUCAGGUUCUGUACACAUAAAAAAUAUUUAUAUUCACCCGAAGGAAAUGAUUUGAAUGCCAUAAUGUAUUAACUGAUCAGUGUGGGCUUAAAGAGAUUAUUCACAGGAUUGAGAAAUAAUUGCAAAAUGCUCCCGUAAAAGCCAUACGCCAGUUUGAUAAACAUAUUUAAGAAACUCAUCUCCAUCUGAAAUUGCUUUUGCCAUAGUACAAAACCUGCAGUUGCAUCAAUCAGAAACAUCACUAUAAAGAGAAGCUGACUACAACAAGACCAUGAAACAACAAUAUCAUGUAAAAAACUGAGGGCUCUAUGUUCUUGGCAGCACAACAACCAGAAAAAGCUGAGUAUUUUGGUGUCCAGCACAGAGUGCAUAGGUGGGAGAUUCAUUCAAAUGAGGCAGCACAAAGUGAAUUGUUGGUAUUUUGAUGGAAAACAGUUUCUCCUUCAGUUCCUGAAAUCCCUGUAACCAUCUGGCAGCAGGGGCCAGAUGUAUAAACAAUGCACAUGCACAAAACCCACACUGUGAGUUUAUUUAACUCAAAAAAAUGUUGAAACUUAUUCCAUCAACAAUUUAAGGUACAACUAACUCACUUUCAUAAGUUAAAUCAACAUCCUUGAUCAAGUAGCUUUAGUGAUAUUGUUGUAUAUAAUAUAAUAUUGUAGUGGUAUUGAUUUAAAAUAUCCAGUGAAAAGUCAGAAAUCAGAAAUGUUUCUGUAACUUACAAAACUAAAUUGGUAACA